Molecule: messenger RNA, 1978 nt
Organism: Cicer arietinum (chickpea)
Lineage: Eukaryota; Viridiplantae; Streptophyta; Magnoliopsida; Fabales; Fabaceae
Product: probable pectate lyase 8
Molecular function (GO): pectate lyase activity
Source: RefSeq, a predicted model, not a curated record
CAUUUCUCUUUGGCUCCAUUUUCUUCUUCUUCUUUCUUUUCUUACACACAACAAAACCAAAACAGAGAACAAGAAAACUUGAGAAGCUGAAAUCAACAAUGGAGUUACGGUUUCCAACACAGUUCGUUUUCACCUUUCUUGUUAUGACGUUGCUUUUGGCUUCUACCAAUGCAAUCGAUCACAAUGAAUCAAGUGUUGUGGAUGGAGAAGAGAAAUUGAAGAUGCAGAGCUUGAAGAAUUCGUCGAUGGCGGAAAGGUUAAGUGAUUCUUUCAAUGAGCAUGCAGUUGAUAAUCCAGAAGAGAUUGCUUCUAUGGUCGAUACGACAAUACGCAAUUACACGGAGAGAAGGAAUCUGAAUUUUUUCUCAUGUGGGACUGGAAAUCCAAUUGAUGACUGCUGGCGAUGUGACAAGCGUUGGUACCUCCGGCGAAAGCGGUUAUCCGAUUGUGCCAUUGGUUUUGGUCGCAAUGCUAUUGGUGGCCGCGACGGAAGAUUCUACGUUGUGUCGAACCCGGGAGAUGACAACCCUGUGAACCCAAAACCAGGAACUCUCCGUCACGCAGUAAUUCAAGACAGGCCAUUAUGGAUCGUGUUCAAGAGAGACAUGGUGAUCACUCUGAAGCAAGAACUCAUCAUGAACAGCUUCAAGACUAUUGAUGGUCGUGGCGCCAAUGUUCAUAUUGCCUUUGGAGCCUGCAUUACUAUUCAGUUUAUCACCAAUGUCAUCAUCCAUGGUGUCCAUAUCCAUGAUUGCAAGCCAACUGGGAAUGCUAUGGUUCGUAGCUCCCCUUCCCAUUUUGGAUGGAGGACAAUUGCUGAUGGUGAUGGCAUUUCCAUCUUUGGUUCAAGUCAUAUUUGGAUUGAUCACAACUCUCUUUCUAAUUGCGCUGAUGGACUUGUUGAUGCUAUUAUGGGCUCCACUGCCAUUACCAUUUCUAAUAACUAUUUCACCCACCACAAUGAGGUUAUGCUACUAGGUCACAGUGACUCGUAUGUUCGGGACAAGCAGAUGCAAGUGACCAUUGCAUACAACCAUUUUGGUGAGGGUCUUAUCCAAAGGAUGCCAAGGUGCAGACAUGGGUAUUUCCACGUGGUAAACAAUGACUAUACCCACUGGGUGAUGUAUGCCAUUGGAGGCAGCGCUGAACCCACAAUUAACAGCCAAGGCAACAGAUACCUUGCCCCUCUGAACCCUUUUGCUAAGGAGGUGACAAAGAGGGUGGAUACAGGGGAAGGCAUAUGGAAAGGUUGGAAUUGGAGGUCUGAGGGAGACCUUUUGCUAAAUGGAGCCUUUUUCACUCCAUCAGGAGCAGGAGCUGCAGCAAGCUAUGCUAGAGCCUCAAGUUUGGGGGCCAAAUCAUCUUCUUUAGUUGGUACCUUAACUUCAAGUGCUGGUGUUCUUAACUGUCGCAGGGGUGGCAUAUGUUAAUACCAAACACUAUCAACAACCAAAGGAGUAAAGAGAAAGACUCAAAGCAAACUGAAAACAAAAACAAUAAAAAAGAAAACGAGAGAGAACGAAAAGUAUAAAGGAACGGAAGAAAGAGAAGUUUCUUUUUUUCCCCUCUUAUUAUUGAAUUGUUAUAGAUGUAUUGGAUGAGUAUGAGUAUGCACUUGCAGCAACUGUUGUUUAAACCCAUUGUUUGUCUUGUCAACAGUUAGAUAUUGGGGGUAAAAAUUGUACAUUUUAUGAUAGCAAUGAUUGCUUACAAGUCAUUUCCCACUUUUGGAGAUUGGCUUGUGGAAGAGAUUUCCCUUUAAUUUUCCAAGGGAUCCAAAAUCUAUUUUAAUCUCUUCCCCAGUAGUUUCUUUUUGUCUUCAGUAUCGAUAUGUAUGGUCUUUUGACUUUGUCGAAUAGUACCUCUUGAUUGUGUUUGUGUGCAUUUUUUAGAAAUCACUUGAAUUGGCCCAAGUGAAUUGGGAAAUAGGAAUGUAUUGAUGAAAUAGUUGGUAUUCAAAUCAUAAUUUAUCAUCUUA